GGUUUCUCGCGCCGCCAGCCCAAAAAAGGCAGCCCCCACGCACGCCACCGCAGCAAGAGCAAGCACAAUGUGCUGGAACCAGCAGACCUCGGCGGCCUUCACGGCCCUGGGCCUCGCCGCCGCCUGGGCCGUCCACCGGGCGACGGGAAACACAAAGAUGACGGCCGCCAUCCUCUUCUUCUGCCUCAUGGAGCUCCUGCAGUCGGUGCAGUACUUUUUUAUUGCGGACCGGCUGGGGGACCCGGCAUGCUUCAAUAAAAUAAACCAAAUCUUAACGCUCGUCGGGUACUUGCACAUCCAGCUCCAGCCCUACUUCACGAACCUCUACCUGCAGGCCUUCCGGCCGAGCACGGGCAAGGCCAAGAAGAACGAGCACGUCGCCUGGGCCCUCGUGCAGAAGCUGUGCCUGGCGCAGUGCGCGCUCGGCCUUUCGAGGGUUCUACUCUCGCCGUCGCUCUGGGACCGGUCCCGGCUCUCCGCCCAAGAGGAAUCCUACUACGCGGCGACGCGGGACUGGCUCGAGGGCCCGGAGCUCUGCACGUACCGGGGCGCCGUCCACCUCGCGUGGUCGAUCCCGCUCCAGCGGCCGGGCUACUUCGUGCCCGCGAUGGGCCUCCACGCGUUCCUGAUGUUCGUGCCGGUCCUGUGCAUCGGGGGCCUCGCGGAAUUAGAUUCCGUGGCCUUCCUCAUGGGCACGGGACCCAUAUUAUCGAUGUACCUCACGCGCAACGCGCACGAGCAGGCCUCGAUCUGGUGCUUUUUUAGCACGAUGCAGUGCGCCAUCGGCGCGGCGUCGGCCGUGCUCCAGCACCGCUCCGCCUCGUCAAAAACGCCUCAAAACCCCUACGAGACGCGGCCCCGUUUGAAGAACACGGCGACGCCGUCGAAGCAGCCCGCGCGCCGCGCGCGGAAAGCUGUCGACUACAGCGAGGACUAACU
Messenger RNA from Pelagomonas calceolata, 939 nucleotides. The record is from the annotation of a GenBank genome assembly. Lineage: Eukaryota; Pelagophyceae; Pelagomonadales; Pelagomonadaceae.